Lagenorhynchus albirostris (white-beaked dolphin) is the source of this 548-nucleotide messenger RNA. RefSeq names its product RING finger protein 122-like. The coding region runs from base 12 to 479 and encodes 155 amino acids. Gene Ontology annotation, molecular function: ubiquitin protein ligase activity. Gene Ontology annotation, cellular component: endomembrane system. NCBI's taxonomy places the organism in Eukaryota, Metazoa, Chordata, Mammalia, Artiodactyla, Delphinidae. The record is from RefSeq and is a predicted model, not a curated record. The transcript has a single exon.
AGAGUUCACUGAUGCACCCAUUCCAGUGGUGUAAUGGGUUUUUCUGCGGCCUGGGACUGGUGAGCACCAACAAGUCCUGCUCGAUGCCACCCAUCAGUUUCCAAGACCUUCCCCUCAACAUCUACAUGGUCAUCUUCGGCACAGACAUCUUUGUCUUCAUACUCAGCCUCAUCUUCUGCUGCUAUUUUAUCAGCAAACUCUGGAACCAGGCACAGAGCAAACGAUAUGGAUAUAAAGUUGUGAUGCUUAAAGGUGACGCCAAGAAGUUACAGUUAUAUGGGCAGACCUGUACAGUCUGUCUGGAAGACUCCAAGGGGAAGGAUGAGCAGGGUGUGCUCUCAUGCCAACAUGCCAUUCACCACAAGUGUCUGGUGAAGUGGCUGGAAGUACGCUGUGUCUGCCCCAUGUGUAACAAGUCCAUUGCUGGUCCCUCAGAGGCCACCCAGAGCAUCGGGAUCCUAUUGGAUAAGCUGGUGUGAGUGCUGCCUCCAUACCAAGGCCUGGGGAAGACCUCUAGCCUCAUGGGUGCCUGGUCCUUCCGCAAAGCC